UCGUCUUCCCAACUGGCCCCUCCGAGUCUCCGGCCAUCCCAUCCUAGAAACAAGCGCCGAGGCCACAACCACCGCGCGGCCACACCUCCGGCGAUCCAUGUCCGGCGGUGGGUGCAGCAUCCGCGCAAUCUGGAUCCUCACGCCAAACGACGCGGUUGCCUUCUCCAGGCGGUUUGCAGUGGUGGAGAAGCGGUGGCGGGUCGCGUGGGAGGCGGAGGGGGCGGGGAAGGGCGCGGAGAUGCCGCUGCCGGCGGACUACGAGGUCGCCGCCGCGUUUGCCAACCGCCGGAGAAGGGAAGGCACGGCCCGUGGCUCUGGUAUCCGCACAAGCUUAUCAUCUAUUGGAUCGGAUUCCUGGGUCGAUGAUCCAAUCACUCGUCACAUUAUAUCCCUUCAGAUUGACAAAGAGGAAGGGGGUGGGUUUAUGCUGUGGCCAGUAGUUCUUCAGAAACGUGGAAGCUAUUAUGUCCUUGUGCUGCCUCUGGUGGAUCCUCAGUCAUUUAAUGCGUUUGAGAGCCUACUGAAAAGACCUGAUUGCGGGAGUUCAGCAAAAGAGAAUGGCAAUCUUUCUUCCAUUCUGCUCAAUCUUCCGUGCAUAACAGGGGCCUUUAUGGUUGCGAAUGUUAUUGGCGACAUAAUUACUGGUGAUGUUGCUGAACCAGAGGUGAUCGUUAGUUCAGGCCCCUCUGUUGGUGGACUGUUAGAUUCAUUGACUGGAAGCAUAGGCAUUACAGCCCGGUCAAAACCUAUCGCUGCGCCUGUUGCAGCCCCAGUUGCAUCAGUUUCCUCGCCUGUAGGUGCUGCUCAGUCAGACUCUUUAAAAGGUGGUAUAAGACCUUUUGACAAGGAAUUACUACGAAGCUUCAUCAUUGGUGCCAUGCCUUUUGGCACACCUCAGGAUCUUAAUUAUGGCAAUGUUUCUUCGAUUAGAACAACUGGGUAUUCAGCUGAUCCUCUUCCGACAGACCAGAAGCAACCUGCCUGGAAACCUUACCUAUAUAAAGGGAGGCAACGGACUCUCUUUUCUAGCCUGGAGACUAUAAACGCUGCACUAUAUGACCGUGAUGAUGUGCCAGAUUUCCUUUCUGUUUCGGGUCAACUAACCUGUAGGGCUGAACUCGAAGGGUUACCUGAUGUUUCUUUGCCACUGACUGGGUUAAAAACUGCCCGUGUGGAGGUAUCAUCAUUCCACCACUGUGUUCAAGCUUCAGAGCCUACUGGUGAUAAGCAAUCUCUGCUAUUUCAACCACCACUAGGAAAUUUCGUUUUGAUGCACUAUCAAGCUCCAUGCAACAUCAAUCCACCUGUGAAAGGGUUCUACCAGUUGUCUAUGGUAUCUGAGAAUGAAGGUGCUUUUCUAUUUAAGCUGAGACUGAUGGAGGGUUACAAGUCCCCGUUUCUUAUGGAAUUUUGCAUGGUUACAAUGCCAUUUCCUCGAAGAAGAGUUGCAUCAUAUGACGGAAAUCCAUCAGUUGGGACGGUUUCAAUGACAGAACAUUUAAUUGAGUGGAGAAUUGUUUCAAGUGGCCGGGGCCUCAGUGGUAGGAGCAUUGAAGCUACCUUCUCUGGUACUGUUAAAUUUCAUCCUAGAACAACGCAACGAGUAAAUUCAUCAUUUCGGUCGGUCGUGACCACUGCAUUUGCUGAAGAUAGUGAUUGUGAGGAAGAUAACGCUAAGAAUGGUGCCAACUUGGAUGACUACCUCAUGGAAAAAAUGAACAAAGACCUUCAAGCAGUUGACUUGGAAGAGCCAUUGUCUUGGCAGGCUUAUAAUUAUGCUAAGGUGUCUUUUAAGAUAGUUGGUGGUACCCUGUCUGGUCUUAUAAUCGACCCAAGAUCUGUAACCGUUUACCCUUCUGUCAAAGCCCCAGUAGAAUACUCAAUGCAGGCCUCUUCUGGAGACUACAUACUAUGGAAUACCUUAGGAAAAUGUCCUUCCGCAGCUUUGCCAAAAGAAUUAUGAUUGGCAGUGUUCAUGGCCAGGCACAGUUUUUUGGUCCCACCAGAGCUGUGAUGGAAGUUUUCUCUUAUAGUUCUUAUAAUUCAGGAAAUAGUGUUUCAAGUGGGAAACAACAAAUCUGUACAUCAUUUUUGUCAGACAAGUUUGGUAUGCUGAUCUUAGAUUUCAUGGCUCUAUGAGAUCUCGAAUCCAUGCUCUUCUCUUAUUAGCAAUAAUUUUUCUAUACCCCCUGGAUUCUUUCCAUUGUAUCCGAAUUUGACGCUCGUUGUAAUGCUAUUUUUAUGAUCACCGCUCAAAUUCAUGGUGCGUUGAGAAGCUGGA
Molecule: messenger RNA, 2281 nt
Organism: Triticum dicoccoides
Lineage: Eukaryota; Viridiplantae; Streptophyta; Magnoliopsida; Poales; Poaceae
Product: AP-5 complex subunit mu-like
Exons: 8
Coding region: 98-1963 (621 amino acids)
Biological process (GO): intracellular protein transport; endosomal transport
Cellular component (GO): cytosol; clathrin adaptor complex; lysosome
Source: RefSeq, a predicted model, not a curated record